This is a messenger RNA of Perca fluviatilis (European perch), 1960 nucleotides long. RefSeq names its product cytochrome P450 2K1-like. NCBI's taxonomy places the organism in Eukaryota, Metazoa, Chordata, Actinopteri, Perciformes, Percidae. Gene Ontology annotation, cellular component: cytoplasm; intracellular membrane-bounded organelle. Gene Ontology annotation, biological process: xenobiotic metabolic process. The record is from RefSeq and is a predicted model, not a curated record. Bases 187 to 1704 code for a protein of 505 amino acids. The transcript is spliced from 9 exons. Gene Ontology annotation, molecular function: iron ion binding; oxidoreductase activity, acting on paired donors, with incorporation or reduction of molecular oxygen, reduced flavin or flavoprotein as one donor, and incorporation of one atom of oxygen; heme binding.
ACUUCUUCACUUUCACUCCCACAAGGAAGCACCAAUCACAGUACAGCAGGGAGUGGGGAGAUUACUGCGGUUUACUUAGGGUUAGUUUUGGCAUCCCUCUUUACAGAACACUCACAGAAGUAAAGGCUCCAGAAGGAAACGUAUUUUGUCUGUGAAGUAGGAAUUUUAGGACACCUUUUUAAAGCCAUGGGGAUAUUAGAUUUCUUUCUCCAGUCCUCCAGCUCUAUCUCCCUGUUGGGGGCUCUGGUGUUCCUGCUACUCUUCUACCUUGUCUUCUCCUCCAGCUUCAGCUCCAAGGAGGACAGGAAGGAACCUCCAGGACCAAGACCGCUUCCAGUACUCGGGAACCUGCUGCAACUUGACCUCAAGAGACCCUACCACACAUUAGUGAAGCUUUCCAAGAAAUAUGGAUCAGUGUUCACUGUCUAUUUGGGACCAAAGAAAGUGGUGGUCCUGGCAGGAUACAAGACGGUGAAGGGGGCACUUGUCAAUCAUGCUGAAGAGUUCGGAGAAAGAGAUCCAGUGCAAAUUAUGCAUGAAUAUGAAAAAGGACAUGGUAUUACAUGGUCCAAUGGUGAUUCGUGGAAAGAGAUGAGGCGCUUUGCUUUGACUAACCUGAGAGACUUUGGGAUGGGCAAGAAGGCGAGUGAGGACAAAAUCAUUGAGGAAUGUGAACACCUCAUUGGAGUGCUUAAGAAAUUCAAAGGUGAAGCUUUUGAUACGACCCUACCGAUAAAAUAUGCAGUCUGUAAUAUUAUCUGCUCCAUUAUUUAUGGCAGCAGAUUUGAAUAUGAUGAUCCAGAGUUUACAUCCCUGGUAGAUUCCAUUAGUGCACGUCUUCAACUUUUGGGCUCCCCUUCAAUACAGGUAUACAACAUGUUCCCAUGGUUCUGCAAAUGGACUGCUAACCGGAGGUCCUUCCUCAGAUUGGGUGCUGCCAGUAUAAGACAGAAUUUACAACUGUUAAAUCGUUUGAAAGAGACCCUCAAUCCACAGAUGUGCAGAGGGUUUGUGGACGCCUUUCUGGUCCAAAAGCAAAAGUUGGAGAAAUCUGGGAUUACCAACAGUCAUUUCCACGAUGAAAACCUUAUUAUAACAGUUCAGAAUCUAUUUUCUGCUGGCACUGACACAACUGCAACCACACUGAGAUGGGGACUUCUGUUCAUGGCCAAGUAUCCAAAAAUACAGGACCAGGUCCAGGAAGAGGUGAGCAGGGAGAUAGGAAGUCGUCAAGUGCAGGUCGAGGACAGGAAGAACCUGCACUUCAUCAACGCUGUCAUCCAUGAGACACAGAGACUGGCCAGCAUCACCCCAAUGGCACUUCCUCACAGAACUACCCAAGAUGUCACCUUUCAGGGUUACGUCAUUAAGAAGGGGACCGCAGUAACUCCUCUUCUGACAUCUGUCCUGUAUGAUGAGAGUGAGUGGGAGAGGCCACACAGCUUUUAUCCUGCUCACUUCCUGGACAAAGACGGGAAGUUUGUCAAGCGAGAAGCCUUCAUGCCUUUUUCUGCAGGUCAUAGAGCAUGUCCUGGAGAGAGUCUGGCCAGGAUGGAGCUCUUCAUCUUCUUCACCACACUCCUGCAGCACUUUUGCUUCACUCCUCCCCCUGGAGUUUCAGAGGAUGAGCUGGAUCUGACUCCACAAUUGCGCUUCGCCCUCGACCCCUUAACUCACAAAUUGUGUGCUGCCCCUAUACAUUGAGGAAGAGGAGGGCUUGAGAAUUUAAAAAGUAGUUUAAAAGUAAUGAAAAUGUUCAACACCAGUGAUGUAAUUAAUAAAUUGUUUGUUGAAUGUUUGCUUUAGAAGUGCUCAUGUCCCAACAUUGGACUUUCUUCAUUAGCUGCUUACUAUGUAUGCCAGCAGAACACAAGCAUCUUACAACUAUUACAAAAAAGGCUGUGUUGUAACUUGACUUAACAUUUUGAUGUACACAAUAAACAAUGAAUGAAUAAAUGAA